AUGCUUCGUCGCCAUUCUCUCAAGCCUAGUGGUCUACUCACGCUCAUCUCGAACAUUGUUCUUUUUGGAUCCAUUUUAACAGGUGAUGCAGCUCAGUACGAUGCCACCAAACUCAGAGACUGCUUGAGUAGCUCCAGCAUCUUGGCUUCCUUAGCGACCUUUUCUGAUGCUACCAACUGGGAGACUAUUACCUCCCCAUGGGCUCUGCGGUUCAACCCAGAACCAGCCGCGCUUGUUGUCCCUCGCAGCCGAGACGAUAUCGCUGCUGCGUUGGGAUGCGCUGUAAAUGCGGGCGUGAAGGUUUCCCCGCUGAAUGGAGGACAUUCCUACGGAGCUUACGGGCUGGGUGGUGUGGACGGAGCACUCGUGAUCAAUAUGGAGCGCUUCACUGAGACCACAUUCGACGAGGGGACUGGUCUGUUCAAGUACGGUGGUGGAAGCCGAGUUGGGCCUGCUGCAACAUGGCUUUGGGAAAACCACGGGCGUCACUUCCCCCACGUUCGAGCUAACUGGGUAGGCCUAUCUGGUUCUUCCAUCGGAGGAGGCUUUGGAACCACAAGUCGUUUCCUCGGUACUCCCAUGGACAACCUCGAAAGCGUGGAAGUGAUGCUAUACAACGGUACCGUGGUGACUGCUUCCCGCACGGAAAACCCCGACCUGUUCUUCGUCAUUCAAGGCGCAGGCUCGUCUUAUGGCAUAAUCCUGUCUCUGACUACUCGCACUUGGAAACCAGAAUUCAAUAUUGUCACAAACUUCACGAUCUCACUGGGUGCCGCCGACCUUGACACAGGCGCCCAAGCCCUAGUCGAUCUUCAGGACUGGGCAAUGACUAAAGCACCCGAUACCUUCGCCCUGCGAUGGCAACUGGCUGGAGAAUGGAACGGUAGUGGAUACUUCUAUGGUAACCCGGACGAGUUUGAUGCUCUAUUCGCUGGUCUCGUCGAACGGCUCCCAAACACUACCACAACGACCGUGCGAACAGCGGAUUUCUGGGCUAUGGAGAACUUUGCCGUUCCACAGCUCAACGGAACUACCGAUGCCUUUCCUCCACGCAGCAUGUAUCUGCAAGCUCUAGUCCUGCGCAAAGAUCAGCCUUUCACCUUCGAGUCCGCCAAAGCGCUCUACCAGUAUACUACACUCGCCUUCAACCGCACUGACCUGACUGAGUUUGGCUUCCUAGACCUAUGGGGAGGCGUGUCCAGGGAAGUUGACGACUCGAAGCAAGCGAUGGCAUACUCUAACAACCAGUGGCUCAUCCGAUGGGAAGGACGUCUUGCAAACGGCCUGACCCAAUGGCCUGCUGACGGCAUUGAGUACAUGCAAGCUGGUUUCCGACCUUUCCAGGAGCAGUUGAAGAAAGAAGGUGUUCCACUGAGGGGUUUUGUCAACUACAGAGACACAGAGCUCACCGUUGAGGAAUGGAGCGCAAGGCUGUACGGCGACAACUUUGAGAAGAUGAAGAGGAUCAAGUCGGACUUGGAUCCGCAAGGUAUUUUUACGACGCAUGCGCAGAGCAUUCCCACGUCCUGA
Messenger RNA from Alternaria rosae, 1530 nucleotides. RefSeq lists its product as uncharacterized. Gene Ontology annotation, molecular function: oxidoreductase activity; FAD binding. The transcript is spliced from 2 exons. Bases 1 to 1530 code for a protein of 509 amino acids. NCBI's taxonomy places the organism in Eukaryota, Fungi, Ascomycota, Dothideomycetes, Pleosporales, Pleosporaceae. The record is from RefSeq and is a predicted model, not a curated record.